UGUAUUGUAUGUGUUGAUUCAAGAUUCACAUGGUAUACUGUGCAUAUAAACUGAGAAUAUGAACAAGUACUGUGUGUACUUAUACACAGUGUCGUCGCGGUCUACCGACUGUCAUCGUUUUUUCUUUUAGUCACUAUCAAAGGAAAAAAGGCCUGACAAAAUGCUCACCCCCAUUCUAUGAUUCGUGUUACAAGUGACCACGCGUGUACCUACCGUAAACACCGAAUUACCACCCCAAACUUUUCAAAUAUUUCUCAGUAAUUUGUAAGUGACAGCCUUCCCUCGUUGUCACACAGUAAUUAAGAGACAUGGUAGUGCAAUGUCCUAUAUGUGACGCUCGCUUUCCAGCAUCUGAAAUAGAGAACCAUGCCGAGGAGUGCAUUGAAAAAAGGUUUGGCAACACCAGUGAGCCUAUUACUUUCGACCAGAUGAGUGAUGCCAUCAAUGUACCUGUUGAUGGCAAGAGGAAACAUUCUUCAUCAGAAGAUAAUUCCACCAUUGUGGAAGUUGAUUCUACUCGUCACUCUAGUUGUACAAAAACAUCAUCUUCACCAUCAAGUGGUAAGAAGUCUCGCAAGGAGCAAGCUGAGGCAUGGAGUUUCUUAGGAGGUUAUAGAAGUCCAGCACAGCCUCGAGACCGAAAAAACAAAUGGCCUGGCAGAGAUCAGGCACCACAUGAUCUGGCUUCCUCAUCUCACACUGAAAAUGCUCAUUCUUCUUUUCCUCAACAAUCGGUGCAAAAAUCAGGUGACAAUAGUGGAGUGCCACUGGCAGAGAAGAUGCGACCAGCAACACUAGACAACUACAUUGGACAGGCAUCCAUCCUAAGCAGCAACUCCUUUUUAAAGAAUUUGAUUAUGCAAAAUAAUUUCAUCAACAUGAUUCUCUGGGGACCCCCUGGAUGUGGGAAGACCUCACUAGCAAACAUAAUCCAUGAACGGUGUCGUGGGUCAGACAAGUGGCGGUAUGUUUCCCUCUCAGCCUGUACAUCUGGGGUUCAGGAUGUGAAGAAUGUUGUUCGUGAAGCACAGGGAGCGUUACAGAUGAGGAAGAAACGUACUGUGCUGUUCAUGGAUGAGGUCCAUAGAUUCAACAAAGCACAACAGGACAUUUUCUUGCCCCAUGUUGAGAGUGGUGUGCUUACUCUGGUGGGCGCCACAACAGAGAAUCCAUCAUUUACUCUUAACUCUGCUCUGAUUUCAAGGUGUCGAGUCAUUACCUUAGAUGCUCUUGGUCCAAGUUGCAUUAGGGUGAUAGUGAAGAGAGCUCUCAAAAGACUGAAAAUCACCAUUGAAAGAAAAACUAAGGUGAAGGUGGAAAAUGGAGAGAAAGUUAAUGAAGGAGGUGUUGGUAGUGAAGAAGAUGAGGAGGAGGAAGAACAGGAAGAUGAAGAAACAGAGGCUGAAGAAACAGAUGAUGCACCUCGGAGCAAUGUGAGAAUUAGCACGGAAGCCAUUCACUGGUUGUCUGAGAUGAGUGGAGGGGAUGCCCGGUGUGCCCUCAGCACCCUCCAGAUACUGGUGGACUCCCAUAACAGUAAACUUAUCACCAUUAGCGAUGCAAAAGAAGCACUACAGAGAAGUCACGUGCUGUAUGAUAGAAAGGGUGAUGAACACUAUAAUUUUGCAUCAGCCCUACAGAAGUCUAUUAGGGGUGGGGAUGACAAUGCUGCCCUCUAUUGGACAACGCGCAUGAUUAAGGGAGGAGAGGACCCUCGAUUCAUUGCUCGCAGGCUUGUCAGGACAGCUGCUGAGGAUAUAGGCCUGGGAACUCCUGAAGCGCUGACUCAUAGUGUAGCAGCAAUGCAAGCUGUACAGAUGCUGGGAAUGCCGGAGUCGGAUGUCAUACUGGCCCAGUGUGCUGUGUAUUUGGCAAGGGCACAACACAACCCAGAGGUAUAUUUAGCGAUGCGUCGCGUCAACGAGCACAUAGAUAAUCAUGCCGGACCUCUGCCAACUGUACCUCUUCAUCUUAGAAAUGCCUCCACCAAGCUAAUGAAAAAUCUAGGAUAUGGCAGUGGUUAUUCAGCUGCUCCUCAAAAUGUAAGGAACAUUCAGUAUAUGCCAGAUGCUUUAAAAAAUUUAAACUUUUUUAAUCCAUGAAAUUUGUUUCAUUAUUAAUUUUUUUCAUAAUUUUUCCAACAUCUGUUUAAGUUCACUUAGAUACAAACUACAAUUACAAUUACUGCGUGAUAGACACAUGGUUAUGGUACUCUCACAUGUACCGUACUUCUCACCAAGAUUAAUCCAGAUCAACUAAAUGUCACAAAGACCAAAUAGAAACCAGAUUAUGAGUUCCAGCCACUGGUUUACUCACUUCAAAGUCCAAUUUAACAAAAUGGGAAAUUGAGAAUCAAUUCGGAGUACCUUUCAUGCCCCAUAAUCUCAGAUACUUCUUUGUAAAUUCCUGGAUACUGUUAGACCCUUUCUAGAGGAUGCUUGGCUCUGGUUGUAUUGCACAGGUUACUUGCUCAUCUCCUCAACCAUAAACGAUUCUGUAUCUCAAUCCUUCAUAUUGAUGGUGUCUUUCUAUAAACAUACUGUACAGUUACAAGCAGUACAUUUAUAUACACACACAUAAGGCAUUGUGAGUAGCAAGGGCAAGCUGAUGAAAACAAUGUUUUGAGGAAAACGCAUUUGAUUUUUUUUCCUGUUUUCAUCCAUAAUUAACCCUUAGGCCCCUGGUGACAUUCCAGAACAUCCGAUCAACACGCCCCGGGUGACGUUCCAGAAUGUCCGCCUAUUCCGUCCUUUUUUUUUUUUUUUUU
Homarus americanus (American lobster) is the source of this 2767-nucleotide messenger RNA. RefSeq names its product ATPase WRNIP1-like. The record is from RefSeq and is a predicted model, not a curated record. The coding region runs from base 309 to 2102 and encodes 597 amino acids. Gene Ontology annotation, cellular component: nucleus. Gene Ontology annotation, biological process: regulation of DNA repair; DNA-templated DNA replication. The transcript has 12 exons. Gene Ontology annotation, molecular function: DNA binding; single-stranded DNA helicase activity; ATP hydrolysis activity. Lineage: Eukaryota; Metazoa; Arthropoda; Malacostraca; Decapoda; Nephropidae.